CAUCCGUCUCAGAGCCAAGUUAAGGUCAGUAGGAGUGUUUUUGCAGACGGGAAAAGGUGGGAUGUCAUCAACUUUCACACCAUAUAGCCCAAUUUGUCAGUGACAGCUGGGUUACUCUGCAAAUCCAGACGUUUCUCUGACACCGCUGGUCACCUGCUGAGAUACACGCACAUGGAGGCCCACCUUUCCCCGCUCAGAACCAGUCUGGGAGGUGGUCUCCAUCAUCUCCCAGUCUGGGAGGUGGUCUCCAUCAUCUCCCAGUCUGGGGAGGUGGUCUCCAUCAUCUCCCAGUCUGGGAGGUGGUCUCCAUCAUCUCCCAGUCGGGGAGGUGGUCUCCAUCAUCUCCCAGUCUGGGAGGUGGUCUCCAUCAUCUCCCAGUCUGGGAGGUGGUCUCCAUCAUCUCCCAGUCUGGGAGGUGGUCUCCAUCAUCUCCCAGUCUGGGGAGGUGGUCUCCAUCAUCUCCCAGUCUGGGAGGUGGUCUCCAUCAUCUCCCAGACUGGGAGGUGGUCUCCAUCAUCUCCCAGACUGGGAGGUGGUCUCCAUCAUCUCCCAGUCUGGGGAGGUGGUCUCCAUCAUAUACCAGACCUGGAGGUGGUCUCCAUCAUCUCCCAGUCUGGGAGGUGGUCUCCAUCAUCUCCCAGUCUGGGGAGGUGGUCUCCAUCAUCUCCCAGUCUGGGGAGGUGGUCUCCAUCAUAUACCAGACCUGGAGGUGGUCUCCACCAUCUCCCAGACUGGGAGGUGGUCUCCAUCAUCUCCCAGACUGGGAGGUGGUCUCCAUCAUCUCCCAGACUGGGAGGUGGUCUCCAUCAUCUCCCAGUCUGGGAGGUGGUCUCCAUCAUCUCCCAGUCUGGGAGGUGGUCUCCAUCAUCUCCCAGUCUGGGAGGUGGUCUCCAUCAUCUCCCAGUCUGGGAGGUGGUCUCCAUCAUCUCCCAGUCUGGGAGGUGGUCUCCAUCAUCUCCCAGACUGGGAGGUGGUCUCCAUCAUCUCCCAGUCUGGGAGGUGGUCUCCAUCAUCUCCCAGUCUGGGAGGUGGUCUCCAUCAUCUCCCAGUCUGGGAGGUGGUCUCCACCAUCUCCCAGACUGGGAGGUGGUCUCCAUCAUCUCCCAGUCUGGGGAGGUGGUCUCCAUCAUCUCCCAGUCUGGGAGGUGGUCUCCAUCAUCUCCCAGUCUGGGGAGGUGGUCUCCAUCAUCUCCCAGUCUGGGGAGGUGGUCUCCAUCAUAUACCAGACCUGGAGGUGGUCUCCACCAUCUCCCAGACUGGGAGGUGGUCUCCAUCAUCUCCCAGACUGGGAGGUGGUCUCCAUCAUCUCCCAGACUGGGAGGUGGUCUCCAUCAUCUCCCAGUCUGGGAGGUGGUCUCCAUCAUCUCCCAGUCUGGGAGGUGGUCUCCAUCAUCUCCCAGUCUGGGAGGUGGUCUCCAUCAUCUCCCAGUCUGGGAGGUGGUCUCCAUCAUCUCCCAGUCUGGGAGGUGGUCUCCAUCAUCUCCCAGUCUGGGAGGUGGUCUCCAUCAUCUCCCAGUCUGGGAGGUGGUCUCCAUCAUCCAUGCUGCCAAAGUCCUGGAGCUCAUCAGGACAGGCGGCGCUCAUGAUCAGGAACGGUUGGCUCAGCUGCCGUGUCCACGUGUGACAGUAACUCAUCAACUACGUCUCCUUUGCUGCUAGUUUAAAACUCGGCCAGCUUCUGAAUCGAAUGCAUUCUUUUCCCUUUCUGUUUAGAAAGGCUGCCUGUCGGUGGAGCUUAAAACCAGAGUCCAGCCAGUCGUAGAACACGUCUGGAUCUGCUUUUUCUACGAAACAACAGCCAAAACAACAGCAGGAGCCACGGUUCUUAACAGCUAGCAGCUGUGACGCCACAUGCCUUCCUCAGCUCCCCUGGUGGGGUUGAUCGGCGGCUGAUGACAUCACGGUGGGGAUGACUUCUGUGAGCCGGACUCAGAGAGCCCCGCCCUGCUACGUGACACGGG
Messenger RNA from Fundulus heteroclitus (mummichog), 1961 nucleotides. RefSeq names its product DNA-directed RNA polymerase II subunit RPB1-like. The record is from RefSeq and is a predicted model, not a curated record. NCBI's taxonomy places the organism in Eukaryota, Metazoa, Chordata, Actinopteri, Cyprinodontiformes, Fundulidae. Bases 172 to 1659 code for a protein of 495 amino acids. The transcript is spliced from 2 exons.